CGCCUCUUGCUCUUUUUAUUACACGGUAACGCUUACGACCUCGUGGAACGCGCGACUCCUCUCCGCCGGGGAGCGGAGCUUCCGGUGGCUCUUUUCCCUCACCGGCUUCGUCGCCGGUUCUAUUCGUAAGAUACCAUCGGCUAUUCUGAACCACCCCCUUCGCACGGCUGGAACUAUAUAUACACACGCACACAUAGAGGGACGGAGAUGACGGAGUGUGUCUAAAAACGGUGGAGAGUGAAACCGCAGGUAUUUCGAGAUCGCUCUUGACGGCCGAGAGGGUUAAAGGUUAACAUCGCGUGAAUCGUGCGGGCAGACAUAACAGUGUUAUCUCCGUGACGGCCAUGGCGGGAGGACGAGAUGGAGAAAUACAGAUAGAUAGAUAGAUAGAUAGAUAGAUAGAUAGAUAGAUAGAUAGAUAGAUGGAUGGAGAGGAACAUAAAGGACCUCCAGGUCCUUCACGCCGGACGAAAGGUCGAGCCGAUCGGUAUCGGAGGCGAGACUUCACGUGGCUGACGAGUGGACUUCCGGCGUGUCGGCCGACACAUCCGGCACGCGAACCUGUUGAUCUCGGUAAGGCGCGAGUACACCAACUUACCGAUAGGUAGACUUGCGACCAGGUGAGGUAACGGGACCAAUGCCUCGAGCAACGCCAGGAGGAUACCGAUCUCGUUGUUUCAUCUUCAUGAGAACAUUUUAUAGCGACAUCGUUCUAAUGACGACGUGAUUCAAGGACAUCAUACUGGGUUAAAGGGUUUGGAGAGAGUACGGUUAGAUAACUGUCGAAACGAUGCACGAGUGUUCCACUUUAGCGAAAGAAGUGUCACGCUGACCAGCUCGGAUACGUUGUGAUAUUUAUCGCGUAGAACAGUGUCAGGAGAAAGCCAACGGACAAUCUAAAGGAACUGUACAUAAUUCUACGACAAUUAUACUAAAACUCAAUGAGAAUAAUUAAUAUAAUGAGUAUAAUUAAUUUAAUAAUUAUACAAAUUCUAAAUUGCCUCCAAUUUUAGUUUCAUGAAGUCUAUCCUCCUGCGAAGAACUCUCUAGACUAGAAUAUACUGAAUGCAAUAGAUUGAAAUAAAACAAAAUAUACUUGUUUCACUCUAACCUAAUGCAUCGGUGCAGUUCAGAAAGUUCCUCGAAAUAGAGCAAGGUCUAUUAGGUUAACCGGUCCCAACUUUUUUUCCAACGUGGUCACCACUUUAUUAGACCAUCAAGUAAGAGAACACACGUGAAUUGAAAGGCCUUUUUUCCGUAAAAAUUCAAAGGAAGAAAGGAAAGUUUCACACGGAAAAGAUUUCAACAUCAGUGUUCUUAGGACCUGCAAGUCAUUCAGGUGUUGUUCAGGUGGAUCCGAUAAUAGCGCUUCAAUUGGGCCGACCUAUUUUUGCCCGCGAACGGUUUAAAAAGAGAGAAAAAGAGAGAGAGAAAGCGAGUGCUGCGACCCUUCCGGCAUCCCUCAGCCCCCGAGCGUUACAUCGACGCGCAAAAGAGUCACCCAGAUACCAGGCCUGUGUCGAACGAUCGGCGAGCGAGCGACCGCGUCGCGAUUGGUUUUACCUAAAGUGGUUCAAGGCCGCGCCGACGUCAGAAGUGGCGAGUCGGAGGAAUUUGGAUGCGCAUUCAGGUACGAGCUUAAUUGAUAUCGAAAAUGAAUUCCUGCUACCGCCGGCGAACACAAUCCGGACUGUAUGUUCGCUGUAUGUUUGUGUGCGCGCCAAUUAUUCGCCCUACCGCGUUGUUACAUUUCAAAUCCCGUGACGUCAACAUCGUCGCUGUCGAAUGCGGCGUCACGGCCGCACAAAGAUUCCCGUCCCGUUAUUUCCGAAUAUAACUCUCCACACGUUCAAUGAGCAUCUUUGGCAUCGGAAUUAACAUGUAGAACAUAGAAACAUGCAAAUCACGAGAUUCUGCAAAUUUACAUGAUACAGCACACAAAUGAGCCAUAAAAUUUUGCAAAUAUAUGCCCACCACAGCAACAUGUAAGCUCAAAUUUUGCGAAUAUAUACGAGAUAUAACGAAAUGUAAAAUAAUACAUUUAAUUAUACGAAUAAUUCAACAACGCGUAAAUCAGCAAAUUUUGCAAACAUCGAAAUAAUGAAGAAAAAUUCAUAUGUCCAGGACUCGAGGGAGAUGUGUGUUCUAUUGCCAAUUUAACACGAUCCUUAUGAGUACGACGGCGCGAAGUAUUGAAAAAUUAAAACGUAUCAGGUACAAAGACAAAAACACACGACCCUUUAUCAUGAAGCGCGGAUAAUGAAUGGACGCAAGAAAUUCGAGAGAGCGACGCUGAGAUAUGCGAGGACAUCGCAAUACGCCCCUCUUUGAAAAAGACGAGUAAGACAAUCUCAGGCGCACCAAUGCCGCGCUCUGCCGCGACAACAACCCCUUCGUCGCUCUUGUCAUCAUGCGCCGCCCUCCAAUCGGCCACCGCCGACGACCCGCGCCUGUGCUUUCAGGGAAGUGACUUCCCUCGGACGCCGUCAGGCGUCGCGACGUCCGUCGCUCCCCUGAUCCACCCCCAGCGAGCCGGUGAACCCGAGGAGGAAGCAAGCAACCCCCGGCUAGUCCUCGCGAGCCAGCGAGCCAGUCGUGAGCUUCGUGCCGAGCUGGGGCGAUGCGCCUGGCGCAUCGACUGACGCGCGCGACCGCAACGAGUAGUGCAUUGCGCGUUGCACCGACGUAGCCCGUCGUCCUCGUCGCCGUCGUUGGUGGUUGUGGUGGUGGUGGUGGUGCGUCGCGAUCUCCCUGCGCGCGACACGGGACUGGAACGAACAAACGACGACGACGACGCUCGCACGUGAGCACGUCGCCGCGGCCGCGAGAUGAGAAACGUGUGACCGAGCUGAUACCGCCCGAGGCAUGGCCAGCAGCACGGAGGACUACGGGUCAGAGCUGCAGGAGUUGCAGUGGGGCGCCGGCACCGGCACGCACUUCCUGCGCGGCGGCAGCGGUUCUCACUUCCUGAGGAGCGGCACCGGCGGCUGCUACGAAGCCGAGGACCUCGAGCCGGCCAGCAGGCACCAUGGAGGCCAACACCGCGGCUACUACAGCCCACCCGGCACCAGCUACACCAUCGUCGAGAGGCCGCCCAGCGCGCCCCAUCAUCACUCCUCGCACGCGACCCCGUACAGGCACAGAGGUCACGGCGCCGCCGGCACCGGUGCCAUUUCCCCGGAACAAGUGCUCAGGCUAUUUGGCAACAGCGUGACGUCGGAGCGUCGUCAAGGCGACCGGAGGACGCCGGCGUCCAGUCCGGCGAGCGUCUCGGCGGUUCGCAGCACGCCGACCACCGGCUCGCAACAGCAACAACAGCAGCAACAGCAGCAAUCGCAGCAGCAGCAACAGCAGCAGCAGGCGAACGCCGCGAACCCGCCUACGUCGCCGAUCGCGCAGCCUCUCAGUCUACAGGAGCUCACCGUAAGGACAAUCACCAUGACGAGAGAUCCGCCGGACUCUCACCAUGGCUUUGGCAUCUGCGUGAAGGGUGGCAAGGACGCAGGUGAGAUCCGAAGUACCUUCAGGCUACCCCCGUCGCCGUACUUCGUGCCUCGAGAACGAGGGGUGGGAGUCUACAUCUCGAGGGUGGAGGAGGGUUCGGUGGCCGAGCGCGCUGGACUCAGGCCAGGAGACACCAUCCUGGAGGUGAACGGCACACCCUUCCGCGCGGUCACUCACGAGGAAGCCCUCAAAAUGCUGAAGUCCUGCAAGACCCUAAGCAUGACGGUACGAGGACCCGCGUUGGAUCCUCGCUGUCGGGGCGGUCACCCCGUGUGGUCAUCCUCGGGUCGUCAGCAGUCUUGCAGCUGGAUGGACCGUCAAGGUCGCCCGACCUCGCCGCCGCCCCUUCAUCUACCCCGCGAUCCCCGCUACGGGCCGAGGACGCGUAAGGUAGAGCUGUGCAUCGAGCACGGCCAAUCCCUUGGCCUGAUGAUACGCGGCGGUCUGGAAUAUGGUCUCGGGAUCUACGUGACGGGCGUCGACAAGGACAGCGUCGCCGACCGCGCCGGUCUCCUCGUAGGCGAUCAGAUUAUCGAGGUGAACGGACAGAGCUUCGAGGAGGCGACGCACGACGAGGCGGUUCAGUUCCUCAAGACAAACAAGAGGAUGAGUCUGCUGAUACGCGACGUUGGCAAGGUGCCCCAUUCGUGUACCACCAGCCAGCCCAUAGUGAUCCCACCCUCCCGAUAUCCCGAGCACGAUCCUCUACUCCUGGAGAGUCCUGGGAAUCAUCGUCCACCCAGUCCUGCGAGCAGUACGAACGAAUGGAGACACCGAGGUGGCGUUCACACUGUCUCCGCGGAUACCGCCGCUAUGGUGGAGGAGAAGGCGAGAGUCGUCCUCGCCCGGAGCGAGAGAGCCGCGCUCUCGCAGCUCCUGGCGGAUUACAGCACGAGGAGGCUGACGGUGGAGGACCUGGUCAUUAGCUUGGACAACCUCCUGAACACCGACGAGAAGCGCACGCUAUUGACGGAGCUCACGGAGCUUGUCGACAGCGAGGACAGAAAGGCCUUCGACUACCUCGUCUACAGAAGACCCCGAAUAGCCAUGGCCAGGAGAAAAGGCGACCGCGCUCACUCGGACUUGAUAGUGACUCCCUCGCUGCACGAUCUUCCGAGGGGUGUGCCCGGUGGUUGUUGCCGUCCGGGACGACUGGUGGACGUCGAGGGAGAUCCCCUGGGAGUGACGGGCCCACUUCUGCCGCGGGAUAACCAGGAGUAUAGGUCGCCGAGCGAGGACAGCGGUCUCGGGGCCGACAUGCCCAGGACCAGAGUGGGCUGCAGGAGGGCGCAGCAGCACCAAGUGACGACCUCCGACCUCGCCCUCUCCAACGACGACGAGUGCGACAAUCAGGACUAUGAUGACGAGAUCGAGAACGGACGGGGUCGCAGACACAGCUCUCCGGGUGGCUCGCGAGGCAACCCCCGGGAUUACGGCCAUCACCUGCAUCUGGACAAUUUGGAGAGCGACGGGGGUUGCGAGGGUAGCGACGCCGAGAUGAUCGGUAACGGGAGACGGGGCGGCGGCGCAGGCGAGAGGGAUCGCGAUUUGGAGGAGGAUGAGGACGAAGGCAGGGAGGAGAGGAGCUCGGAGAGUGGAGGUGGUGGAGGUUUCGGUGGUUGGAGGUCCCACCUACUCGGUGGGCUCACGCAACGCGUCAAAUCCUGGUACUGGGGCGCCAGGCCCCUCCUGUACCCGUUUCAGGAGCUCGCGCACAAGCUCUCACGGAGCUUCGACAUGCAGGAGGCGCAACUGCUGGAGGAGGGCGGCUCCGGCGGCGGUUCCGCCGGAAGUGGGACCGCGGGGGGCCCGCCGCGCCGGCAUCACAGCGUGCAGAGGCUGACGCGUAGCGAGAUGUCGGAGAGGCGCGAGGAGGACGGCGCCCUGGUGGUGCCCGAUCACCAGGGCAACCUGCGCAUCACCGUGAGGAAGACCAAGUCGAUUCUGGGCAUCGCCAUCGAGGGCGGCGCCAACACCAAGCACCCACUGCCCCGGAUCAUCAACAUACACGAUAAUGGUGCUGCUUACGAGGCUGGCGGCCUCGAAGUCGGUCAGCUCAUCCUCGAGGUCGAUGGUCAGAAAGUUGAAGGACUUCAUCAUCAAGAGGUCGCGCGGCUGAUCGCCGAGUCGUUCGCGCGGCGCGACCGGAACGAGAUCGAGUUCCUAGUGGUGGAGGCGAAGAAGAGCAACCUGGAGCCGAAGCCGACGGCGCUGAUAUUCCUGGAGGCGUAGCAGGAAUCUCCCACCUCCGAGCCGGAACCACCGUAGCCCAACCUGACCAGAGCUCGGCCGGCGGCGAUCCAGGAGCGUCGUCGCCGUUGAAUCCGAUCGAGACCGAUGUGAAUUAUCCCGGAUAAUUCACACGACUUUCGGCCUCGCGGAGAGGGUUCCAAACCACUAACCGUCUCCGCGAGUUCUCGAUUCGGAUGGCCGAGCUGUUGGUUAGCUGCUGCUAAUUCACCUGGCCCUGGUGGUGGGAACUUCAUUCGCUGACGAAACAACAACAACAAAAGAACGCUCGGAAGAUACAAAGAGGACGACGAGACGCUGAAGAGAUGGCGGAACGGUGUUGCCUUCGGAUUCCGACCGGGACCUUCGGAAGAUCGCGUCGAGAGGCUUCACAAGGAUUUAUAACGCGAGGAUAUCGAAAUCCACGAAUUCUGCUGAAACGGGGAAAGCCCAGGGAGUUCCCGGGGACCGUCUCUCUUCUAGUCCAAGUCGCACUCGCUCGGACUCGCACUUUCUUUUCCUCGCGUGAGAGCGGCGGUCGUGCGAAGAACAAAUUCGCGUCACGCUCUCAGCACCAUGCGCAAGGCGACCGCCGCGAAAGAGAAAAUUCCUCCGACUGUAUAUAUAUAUACACACACACAUAUAACACGCCGCUGUACAUACUUUUCUCUAACAGACAGUUCGAUAAAGAGCAAGUAGCCACUCCGCCGAGAGCGCCGAGACCGGUGAAUUCCGAAGGUUCCGAAGGCGACGAGCAACGCGCCGGUCUCGCCUCGGCGCCUCCGCGAGGCCGAGAAGCUGUUCGUUCGCCGAUUAAUUGCGCGAUCAUCGUCGUCGUCGUCGUCGUCGUCAUCGUCGUCGAUCGACCACGAGGAUGCUGCCGAGAUACGCGCGAAUGCCCUCGCGUCUCUUUCUCUCUCUCUCUCUCUCUCUCUCUCUCUCUUUUGGAGGCAAGACCUCGGAGAGAGAAAAGCAACAAGAUCGAUAUAUUUUUCAUCGGCAUCGCGUCGUCGCGAACGCAGCAUCCGGUGGUUGCUUCGUAGACGGGGGCGAGGGAGGGAGGCGGACGGGAGGAAACACGAAGCGAAGGAAGGGGGAGAUCGUGCAAUGUGCCAAACUCUAACGCAAGCUCUGUUUCACGUAUACUAAAUAUAUAAAGCUGCUAAUCGAUAAGGGACUCGCGCACGAGAAGAGGACACGGGUGACGCUCUCUCCCUCGCGCGCGAUCGCGGGAGACGCGCAAGCGAAUGCAUCGAGAGCGAAUGCGGACUUACAUGCUCACAGUGUUGCGUGAAGAUUACCUCACACACACUCACAGACGACACACACGUUUGCAGGAGUAUAUUCGCGCGGGAUCCGAGCCGCGAGGGCGACGACGACGACGAUGUCUAGUCGCGCGUCCGCUCCGGCCGGUUCCGCCCCGUCGAUUAAUUAUGAAAGAUGCGGGAGAUACGCGCAACCAAGAAGCGGGAGGGCGCCAGUCCAAUGAGAGAAAGAGAAAAAAAUAUACAUAUAUAAAUAUAUAUAUAUAUAUAUAUAUAUAUAGAGAGAGAGAGAGAGAGAGAGAGAGAGAGAGA
Messenger RNA from Odontomachus brunneus, 7310 nucleotides. RefSeq names its product whirlin (gene dysc). NCBI's taxonomy places the organism in Eukaryota, Metazoa, Arthropoda, Insecta, Hymenoptera, Formicidae. Gene Ontology annotation, cellular component: cilium; plasma membrane; stereocilium tip. Bases 2866 to 5736 code for a protein of 956 amino acids. The transcript has 15 exons. Gene Ontology annotation, molecular function: protein binding. The record is from RefSeq and is a predicted model, not a curated record.